AAGGUUCUAGAAGGCUGAAUGGGGUAGAAGACCUGUUGUGGAGGGAAACCACCCAUCCUCCUGCCUCCCACCACUACCAUCACCCUAGCUGGACCAAAAGGGUGACGGGGCUGGGAAGAAGCAGCUCCUGUUCGGGUUUCCAGAAGGGGCUAGCUGUUUAUUGUCUCUGCAGGAAGAAGAAAACAUCUGAGUGACCGGAUGUCUCAGCUCCCGGUGCCUUGCCAGAUGGCCAGAGCCACACCUCUCGAAGAGUGACAGUCCUGUGAAGCAUGGUUUCUGCAGACCUGAAAUGACUGGAACCCCAAAGACUCAAGAAGAACCUAACAAUCUUGAAGUAGACAUGAGCGAAACACAAGUAACUCCUAGGCUGUGGACUACCUGCCAGGAUGGAGAAGUCCUUCUGAGGCUGUCCAAACACGGACCAGGCCAUGAGACCCCGAUGACCAUCCCUGAAUUUUUUCGAGAGUCAGUCAACCGAUUUGGAACUUAUCCAGCCCUCGCAUUCAAGAACAGUAAAAAAUGGGGAGUUCUGAAUUUCAACCAGUACUACAAGGCUUGUUGGAAGGCUGCGAAAUCUUUCAUCAAACUGGGCUUGGAGCGUUUCCAUGGAGUUGGCAUCCUGGGGUUUAACUCUGCGGAGUGGUUUAUCACUGCUCUCGGCGCCAUCCUAGCCGGGGGCCUUUGUGUGGGUAUUUAUGCCACCAACUCUGCCGAGGCUUGUCAAUAUGUCAUCACUAAUGCCAAAGUGAACAUCUUGCUGGUUGAGAACGAUCAACAGUUGGAGAAAAUCCUUUCGAUUCCACAGAGCAGGCUGGAGCCCCUAAAAGCGAUCAUCCAGUACAGACUGCCAGUGAAGAACAGCAACAAUUUGUACUCUUGGGAUGAUUUCAUGGAACUUGGCAGAAGCAUCCCUGACACCCAACUGGAGAAAGUCAUCCAGAGCCAGAAGGCAAAUCAGUGCGCCGUGAUCAUCUACACUUCGGGGACCACAGGCAUACCCAAGGGAGUGAUGCUCAGUCAUGACAACAUCACGUGGACAGCAGGAGCAGUGGCAAAGGACUUGAAACUGACAGAAAAGCAUGAGAUGGUGGUCAGUUACCUCCCACUCAGCCACAUUGCAGCACAGAUGAUGGACAUCUGGAUACCCAUAAAGAUCGGAGCACUCACAUACUUUGCUCAACCAGAUGCUCUCAGGGGCACCUUGAUAAAUACUCUAAAGGAGGUAAAGCCUACUGUCUUCUUGGGAGUGCCCCGAAUUUGGGAGAAGAUGCACGUGGAAGUGAAGGAAAAUAGUGCCAAGUUCACAGGCUUGAGGAAGAAGGUAUUUGUGUGGGCAAGAAACAUUGGCUUCAAGAUCAACUCAAAAAAGAUGUUGGGGAAAUAUAAUACUCACAUGAGCUACCGCAUGGCUAAGACUCUCGUGUUCAGCAAAGUCAAGAUGUCCCUUGGCUUGGAUCACUGUCACUCUUUUAUCAGCGGGGCUGCACCCCUCAACCAAGAGACUGCCGAGUUCUUUCUGAGCUUGGACCUACCUAUAGGCGAGUUGUAUGGGUUGACUGAGAGCUCAGGACCCCACACAAUAUCCAACCAGAAUAACUACAGGCUUCUAAGCUGUGGCAAGAUCUUGACUGGGUGUAAGAACAUGCUGGUCCAGCAGAGCAAGCAUGGCACUGGGGAGAUCUGCCUCUGGGGCAGGCACAUCUUCAUGGGCUACCUGGAAAGUGAGGCUGAAACUACAAAGGCCAUUGAUGAGGAAGGCUGGCUACACUCUGGGGAUCUGGGCCAGCUGGACAGUCUGGGUUUCCUCUAUGUCACUGGCCGCAUCAAAGAAAUCCUUAUCACUGCCGGUGGUGAAAAUGUGCCCCCCAUUCCCAUUGAGACCUUGGUUAAGAAGAAGAUCCCCAUCGUCAGUAACGCCAUGUUAGUAGGAGAUAAAAUGAAGUUUCUGAGCAUUUUGCUGACGCUGAAGUGUGAGAUCAAUCAGAUGAGCGGAGAACCUCUGGACAAGCUGACCUCGGAGGCCAUCAACUUCUGUCGGGGUCUGGGUAGCUGGGCAUCUACCGUGACUGAGAUUGUGAAGCAGAAAGACGUCCUGGUCUACAAGGCCAUUCAGGAAGGCAUCAAUGAUGUGAACCAGGAAGCCACGAGCAACGCACAGAAGAUUCAAAAGUGGGUCAUCUUGGAGAAGGACUUUUCCAUCUAUGGUGGAGAGCUAGUCCUCAUCAGGCACAGAGUGCAGCGUGUGCUCCACCUUCCAGCUCACAGAAUCCUCGCUACAGCUGAAGGACGACAUGAAAGUUUUAUUAUCCCCAUACAGACAGCAAAAGUGACACACCCUGAAAGUCAAUGGCACAGCCAGCCACCCAGCCUAGCCCCAAGCAUGGGACUCUGUUGCCUGGUCAUGCAUGGCCUUCGGCAGGAAGACCUCAUUGCAAUAAGUGAAGUGCUGCUCUGGAUAGAAGCUCUCCCUCCUGUAUUUAAGAAGCCACAUUCCUUAUUGGUCAGUUUCUUGAUUGUUCAUCUGUUGAAGAGGUGCUCCCUAGAAUAAACUAUCAUACCUUUCAAAGCAAUAACAUCAUUGUUGAUCUUUCUAUGAACUUUCAAGUCAUGAUCCCAGGGAAGCCUAUUGGGAAGUCUACAAAGAACUGCCAGUUUUAGAAGAAAAAUCUGAACUGCGGGCUCCCAUUUGAUUUUUUUCUCCUUGGGGGACUUGAUGAGACAUUAGAAAAAAAAAAGCCUUCACAAAUUUUAAGAACUGGGCCCCAAAAUCAACUCACCUGCCUGGAAGCAACUGGGAAACUUGUCCAGUAAGUUCUGAUUUAAAAAAAGUACUUCAGGGUCC
Callithrix jacchus (white-tufted-ear marmoset) is the source of this 2842-nucleotide messenger RNA. It is a transcript of the gene ACSBG2, whose product is annotated as acyl-CoA synthetase bubblegum family member 2. Gene Ontology annotation, molecular function: long-chain fatty acid-CoA ligase activity. Lineage: Eukaryota; Metazoa; Chordata; Mammalia; Primates; Cebidae. The record is from RefSeq and is a predicted model, not a curated record. Gene Ontology annotation, cellular component: membrane; endoplasmic reticulum.